This is a messenger RNA of Meleagris gallopavo (turkey), 1779 nucleotides long. The record is from RefSeq and is a predicted model, not a curated record. NCBI's taxonomy places the organism in Eukaryota, Metazoa, Chordata, Aves, Galliformes, Phasianidae.
AUGCCGAAUAAUGAAAUGGUGGAACUGCAGAGGAUACGAAUGAAGGACGAAAUUCGAGAGUACAAGUUUCGAGAGGCGAGGCUCCUGCAGGACUACACUGAGCUGGAAGAAGAAAAUAUCACUCUGCAGAAGCUGGUAUCCACGCUGAAACAGAACCAAGUUGAAUACGAAGGCUUAAAGCAUGAGAUUAAACGAUUUGAGGAGGAGACAGUAUUACUUAAUAGUCAGCUAGAAGAUGCCAUCCGGCUGAAGGAGAUUGCUGAGCAUCAGCUGGAGGAAGCUCUGGAAACUUUAAAAAAUGAAAGGGAGCAAAAGAACAAUCUGAGAAAGGAACUCUCCCAGUACAUCAACCUCAAUGAUAGUAUGUAUAAUAAUCAUAUUAAUAUAUCAGUAGAUGGAUUAAAGUUUGCAGAAGAUACAAGUGAGCCCAACAAUGAUGACAAAAUGAAUGGACAUAUCCAUGGGUCUCUUGUGAAACUUAACGGUGACUACCGAACUCCCACGAGUAGGAAAGGAGAAUCUCUGCACCCCGUCUCUGACCUCUUCAGUGAGCUCAACAUAUCAGAAAUACAGAAACUGAAACAGCAACUCAUGCAGGUGGAAAGAGAAAAGGCCAUUCUCCUGGCCAACCUGCAGGAAUCUCAGACGCAGCUGGAGCACACCAAAGGAGCCCUGACUGAGCAACAUGAGCGAGUCCACAGGCUCACGGAGCACGUCAACGCCAUGAGGGGCCUGCAGAGCAACAAGGAACUGAAAGCAGAGCAUGACUGUGAGAAGGGGCGAGACCCCAGCGAGGAAGCACACGACUAUGAAGUGGACAUCAAUGGUUUGGAGAUCCUAGAAUGUAAAUACAAAGUAGCUGUUACGGAAGUGAUAGACCUUAAAGCAGAAAUCAAAGCCUUAAAGGAGAAAUAUAAUAAUUAUGUGGAAAACUACACUGAAGAAAAGGCCAAGUAUGAGAGCAGAAUCCAGACUUACGAUGAACAGGUGACAAGCCUAGAGAAGUCAACCAAGGAAAGCCAGGAAAAGAUGGUCCACAUGGAAAAGGAGUUGCAAAGGAUGACAAGCAUAGCGAAUGAAAACCACAAUACCCUCAACACCGCCCAGGAUGAGCUGGUGACAUUUAGCGAGGAGCUGGCUCAGCUCUACCAUCACGUCUGCCUGUGCAACAACGAGACACCUAACAGGGUCAUGUUGGACUAUUACAGGCAGAGCAGAGUUACCCGCAGUGGCAGCCUGAAAGGCCCAGACGACCCACGGGGUCUCCUUUCCCCUCGGCUUGCCAGAAGGGGAAUGGCAUCGCCUGUAGAAGCCAGGACUCCGACUGAGCAGGUGACAAAAGAGGCCACAGAGCCUGGCAAGGAGCAGAGCCCAACGAAAACACCUACGAUUUCCCCUGUCAUCACUGCCCCUCCUUCCUCCCCAGUCUCCGACAGCAGUGACAUUCGCAAAGAGCCGAUGAACAUCUACAACCUCAACGCCAUAAUAAGGGACCAAAUCAAGCAUUUGCAGAAAGCUGUAGAUCGGUCGCUGCAGCUGUCGCGCCAACGUGCCGCAGCCCGGGAGCUGGCGCCCAUGAUUGAUAAAGACAAGGAGGCCUUAAUGGAAGAGAUUCUGAAACUGAAAUCCCUCCUGAGUACAAAGCGGGAGCAGAUAGCAACCCUGAGAGCAGUGCUGAAAGCCAACAAGCAGAGCAAUACUUCUGUAUACAUGGAGAGAGACCAGGACGUCAAUGAAAAAUUCUACAAGCUCCUCCUGAUGGACAAGGGCAAUGUGUAA